Molecule: messenger RNA, 708 nt
Organism: Encephalitozoon romaleae SJ-2008
Lineage: Eukaryota; Fungi; Microsporidia; Unikaryonidae
Product: chromosome segregation protein Spc25-like protein
Exons: 1
Coding region: 1-708 (235 amino acids)
Biological process (GO): chromosome segregation
Cellular component (GO): Ndc80 complex
Source: RefSeq, a predicted model, not a curated record
AUGGGGAUGGAGCAUACAGCAGCAAAUGCCGAGAAGAUAAGAGGCGUGAUGGACGGGAUAAUAAAUGAUCUGGAAGGGUAUCUCGAGAUGUUUAGGAACCAUGCACGGUUUCUUAGAGGCAGGAUCAGCAGAGAUAAGCAAGAGGGAGAGGUUCUUCUACAAACAGUGACGUCCACUCUUAACGAGAUGAGGGAGAGGAAUGAGAGGUUAGUUGACGAGAGAAAUGCACUUAAAUCCAGGAUUGAGCAAGACACAAAGGAUCUGAAGGCCUCGGAGGAUGAGAAGCAUGAGCUUAUGAACCAGAUCAGGGAGCUUGAAAUGAACAAUCUCGAUCUGAAAGAGGUUUUCCAGGAGAAGAAAGGGAUUGAAAAUGCCUUUGUGAAGAAGAUGGAGCUUAUUUUCGAGAGAAACAAGCAAAGAGAAGCACUGAUGGAGGCAAAAGCAGAGUGGUUCAAGAGAUACCUUGGAAUGGACAUUAUUCCGGUGAGAGAGAAUGUGAUCAAGAUUGUUUUCAGUAGGAUAUGUCCUGAGGAUAGUGUGGAGUGUUUUGUGACUCUGGAUCUAUCGAUGGAAGAUGCUGUUAUUGACCUGUUUCCAAGAAUGUAUGAUCUUGAGAAGGCCAAUGGAGUGUUUAGGGAGUGCAGAAGCUUCCAUGACUUUCUAGCAGUGAUAAGAAAGGAGUUUAGAAGGGAGUAUUCUGGGAUAUGA